CGGGCGGGCGCGCGGCGGCGGCCCCGAAGGAGCGAUCGGAGCGACCCGGCCCGGCCCGGCCCGGCCCGGCCCCGCAGAUGCCCUGAGCCAUGUCGGACGAGAAGCCCCCCCAGCUGGUGGAUUACUUCGUGGUGGCCGGGCUGACCGAGAGCUCGAGGCUGCUGGAGGAGGAGACGCAGCAGCACCGUCCCGCCCGGCCCAGCGAGCCCAUCACCGACGUGGCCGUCAUCAUCCGCUCCCAGGGCGAGGACGUGCCCCACGGCUUCACCUGCAUCGAGACCACCACCACGGGCCACCCCGUGGACCUCAACGCCGGGCUGCUCAACAACCCCCAGAUGUUCAUCUGCUACAAGAGGAGCCGGGACAAACCCCCCCUCAUCGAGCUGGGGGUGCACUAUGAGGGCAAAGACCGCCCAAAACCGGGCUACAAGAUCCUGGACACGACCCCCUACAGCCGCUCAGCCAACCUCAACUCGGGGGGGCCGGGCCACCAACGCACCUUCCUGACGUACCGGCGGGCGGCCGAGCCCCACGGCCACAACACGCUGGGGGUCACUGACAUCUGCCUCAUCAUGCCCAGCAAGGGAGAGAGCACCCCACACACCUUCUGCCGGGUGGACAAGAACCUGAACACCAGCAUGUGGGGCCCUGCCCUCUACCUGUGCUACAAGAUCGCCAUGGCCAAGGCCAACACGUUGGUCUACGAAGCAGGGCUGCUGGGCCGUUACCCUGAGCAGGACAGUGAGUCCUUCCCCCUGCCCGAGUCGGUGCCCGUGUUCUGCCUGCCCAUGGGAGCCACCAUCGAGAGCUGGCCGGCCGACACCAAGUACCCACUGCCCGUCUUCUCCACCUUCGUGCUGACCGGCGCCUCGGGCGACAAGGUGUACGGGGCGGCCAUCCAGUUCCACGAGGCCUUUCCCCGGGAGAGGCUGUCGGAGAAGCAGAGCCUGCGCCUGGGGCUGCUGAGCGUGGUGGAUCGCCGGCCCGUGGGCGGCCGCUCGCUGCAGACCCGCAAGAGCAUCUGUGUGCUGUCCCACUGGCCUUUCUUCGACGUCUUCCGCAAGUUCCUCAUGUUCAUCUACCGCUACUCCAUCUCGGGGCCCCACGUGCUGCCCCUCGAGACGCACAUCUCACACUUCAUGCACAACGUCCCCUUCCCGUCCCCGCAGCGGCCGCGCAUCCUGGUCCAGAUGUCCCCAUACGACAACCUGCUGCUGUGCCGCCCCGUGUCCUCCCCGCUGCCGCUCAGUGGUGCCAGUUUCCUGACACUGCUGCAGAACCUGGGCCCUGACAACGCCGUGGCUCUGCUGGUGGCCGUGCUGACGGAGCAGAAGCUGCUCAUCCACUCCCUGCGCCCCGACGUCCUGACCAGCGUGGGCGAGGCGCUGGUGGCGAUGAUCUUCCCCCUGCGCUGGCAGUGCCCCUACAUCCCGCUGUGCCCGCUGGCGCUGGCUGACGUGCUGUGUGCCCCCGUGCCCUUCAUUGUAGGCAUCCACUCCAGCUACUUCGACCUCUACGAGCCCCCCAGGGACGUCAUCUUCGUCGACCUGGACACCAACACCAUCUUCCAGAGCGAGGAGCGCAAGCUGCUGUCCCCACGCUCCCUGCCCCGCCGGCCCUGCAAGGUGCUGCUGGCCUCCCUGCACAGCCUCUGGCAGCAGCUGGAUGAGAUGUACAGCGGGCCGGGGGAGGAGGCGUCCCUGGAGCUGCUGCUGAGCGACGUGGAGGCCGCGCUGGGCCGCCGGGCGCAGCUGGAGCUGGAGGCUCGGGCGGCGUUUCUGCGCUUCAUGGCCUGUGCCCUGCGCGGCUACCGCGGCUUCCUGCGCCCCAUCGCCCCCACGGCCGCCGGCAGGGACACCGGCAGCCUCUUCGCCCUGCAAGGGUUCCUCAAGUCCCGGGAGCGGGCGUACCACCGCUUCUACGGGCAGCUGCUGCGCACUCAGCUCUUCACACAGUUCAUCGAGGAUUGUUCCUUCGCCAGCGACCGAGACCCCUGCCUCGAGUUCUUCGACACCUGCGUGGACAAGGUGGGUCCUCCCUCCCCUUCACCCCCCUCAGCCCCCUCCGUCCCCGCUCCGUGACACCCCCUGUCCCCUCCCCAGGUGCAGGCAGAGCUGGAGAAGCCCGAGGACACGCCGCUGAUCGAGCUGGACGACGCUCGGGGCGGGGAGCACACGGUGUUCAUCACUCCCCCCGAGCAGCCGGCGGGUCCCGACGGCGCUGAGCCGCCAGCGCGGUACCGCUACGACGGGUUCCCCACCCUGCGCCCCGAGCUGCUGGAGCCGCCCCGAGACCCGCUGGUUGCGCAGCUGUGCCAGGCCAGGAGCAGCGCGCCCAGCAGCCCGGCCCCACGCAGGACCAAGCAGGAGAUGAAGGUGGCCCAGAGGGUGGCACAGAAAUACUCCUCGGUGCCCGACAUGUGGGCCAAGUGCCUGCUGGGCCACUGCUACGGCCUCUGGUUCCUCUACUUGCCCACCCACGUGCGCGCCGCCCCCGCCAAGCUGCGGGCCCUGCAGCUGGCCUACGAGGUGCUGCGGAAGAUGGAGGCUCACAAAGUGGUGCUGCCGGACGAGGUGUGCUACCGCAUCCUGAUGCAGCUGUGCGGGCAGUACGGGGAGCCGGUGCUGUCGGUGCGGGUGCUGCUGGAGAUGAAACGCGCCGGCAUCGUCCCCAACACCGUCACCUACGGCUACUACAACAAGGCCGUGCUGGAGAGCAAGUGGCCGGCGGGCACGCAGAGCGGGCGGCUGCGCUGGGCCAAGCUGCGCAACGUGGUGCUGGGGGCGGCGCAGUUCCGGCAGCCCCUGCGGCAGCGGCAGCGCCGGGCGGCCGCCGCAGGUACCCACGGCGGCCGAGCCCCCCCGGCGCCCCGUCCUGGGCUGCAGCGACAGACCACCUGGGCCGGGCACAGCCUGCGGGACCCCCCCCCGGCCCCUCGCCUGGUGAAGAGCGGCAGCCUCAGCUUCCCCGGCGGCAGCCAGGCCGAGGCCGCGCAGGGGGCGGCCCCGAUGCCCCGGCCCCCUCCCCUGCUGCCCCCGGCCCCGCUGCCCCCCCGGCUGCGCGGAGCCCCCGGCUCGGCCGACGGGAGCCUGUCCGACGUCAGCUUCGCCACGGACGAGAGCGACCGCGCGGACGAGGGGCCGGGGGGCGGCGCGGGGCCGGCGGCGGGGGGCGCGGAGGGGCCGGGGGGCGGCGGGGGGCCGGCGGCGGGGGGCGCGGAGGGGCCGGGGGGCGGCGGGGGGCCGGCGGCGGGGGGCACGCCGCGCCGGGGGCUGGCCGCCAAGCUGCAGCAGCUGCUGUCCCCGGGCAAGCGCGGCUCGGUGCGGCUGGCGGCCGGCGCGGAGCCCCCCGGCCCCGGCCCCCGGCGCGGCUCCGAGCAGCGGGACGGGGAGGUCCCUCUGCGCCGCAGCCCCGUGCAGACCCUGCUGCGGCCCCGGGAGCGCCCCGAGUCCACCGCCUCCGAGAGCUCCGUGUCGCUGGGCAGCGAGCUGGACCUGUCGGACACGUCGGUGGGCAGCGGCGCCGGCAGCGCCAGAUCCGCCGAGGCGCCGGCUGACGGGGCAGCGGGGCAGGAGCAGCCGCCCGCCGUGGAGGUGCUGCUGUCGAGCUGCUCGCGCUGCCAGGGCUGCGGGGCGCUGGUGUACGACGAGGAGGUGAUGGCGGGAUGGACGUCUGACGACUCCAACCUCAACACCACCUGCCCCUUCUGCUCCCGCUCCUUCGUGCCCUUCCUCAGCAUCGAGAUCCACGACUUCCAGCUGCCCCCCAGCCCCUCUGGGGACGGCUCCCUCCCUCCUCCCCCGGCGCAGGGCCCGGUGCUGAGCGACCGCCGCCGCUGCCUGGCGCUGGAUGAGGCGGAGCCGGAGCUGUGCAACGGGCACCCGGACACGGCGAUCCCAGGGAGGUCGGAGCGGGUGGCUUUCGCCUACCUGAGCCCUUUGGUGCUGCGGAAGGAGCUGGAGAGUUUGGUGGAGAACGAAGGGGGCGAGUUCCUGGCGCAGCCGGAGCUCGUGGACAGUCACCCCAUCAUCUACUGGAACCUGGUCUGGUACUUCCAGCGCCUGGGGCUUCCCAGUAACCUCCCCCUCCUGCUCCUGGGCUCCCAGCACGUCACCUCAGCCCCGCAGGCGCAGCCCCCCGAGUCGCCCUGUGUGCGCGUGCGGCUGCUCUGGGACGUGCUGAGCCCCGAACCCGACAGCUGCCCCCCGCUCUACGUGCUCUGGAGGCUUCACAGUAACGUGCCCACCCGGCUGCGGUCCUGGCGGCCCCACGGCCACCCCUUCUCCCUGGCCUUCCUGGAGGCCGUGCUGAGCCACGUGGGGCUGAGCGAGGUGCACAAGGCCAUUUCCCUCUUCCUCGAGACCCUGGCAGCCCCAGGAGCCCCCCAGCACCUACCAAGGAGCAUCUACCGGGAGAUUCUGUUCCUCACGCUGGCGGCGCUGGGCCGGGACCACAUGGACAUCGCCGCCUUCGACAAGAAGUACAAGUCAGCGUACACCAAGCUGGCCGGGAGCCUGGGCCGGGAGGAGCUGCGGCGGCGGCGGGCGCAGCCCCCCAGCUCCAAAGCCAUGGACUGCCGCAAGAGCUUCGGGGCCACCCUCGAGUGCUAGAGGCGGCCCCAGCGCUGGGACAGCGGCCUGGGGCGGGGCUGAGGAUGCCCCGGGCCGGUCCCUCCCGGGCACCCCCCAGCGCCCCCCGAGGAGCCCCCAGACCCCCGGGCAGCCCCCAGCCCCUCCCGAGGAGCCCCCAGCGCCCCCUGGGAGCCCCCAGCCCCUCCUGGGCAGUCCCCAGCCCCUCCCGGGAGCCCCCAGCCCCCCCCAGAGCUUUUAUAUGUCAGUAUUAAUAUAUUUUUAUUUAUUGAUUCCCCCCGUGUCGCUUGUGCAGCUGGGGCGGGGCUCUGGCUCCGGCUCCGGCUCCCCCUCCCCACGCUCCCCACCCUAAUCCCCACGGGGGGCGCUGGGGGCCGUCACGAGGGGCUUUGGGGGGGGGGGCUGCCCUUUCCCCCUCGCACUGUGCAAUAGGAGCCCCCCAGCCCCGGGGGGAGUGUCUGUAAAUAAAAGCCGCUGCGGUAUUUU
Molecule: messenger RNA, 5075 nt
Organism: Colius striatus (speckled mousebird)
Lineage: Eukaryota; Metazoa; Chordata; Aves; Coliiformes; Coliidae
Gene: DENND4B
Product: DENN domain containing 4B
Biological process (GO): regulation of Rab protein signal transduction
Cellular component (GO): cytoplasmic vesicle
Molecular function (GO): protein binding
Source: RefSeq, a predicted model, not a curated record